Trichophyton rubrum CBS 118892 is the source of this 4929-nucleotide messenger RNA. RefSeq lists its product as uncharacterized. Bases 1 to 4929 code for a protein of 1642 amino acids. The record is from RefSeq and is a predicted model, not a curated record. The transcript has 2 exons. NCBI's taxonomy places the organism in Eukaryota, Fungi, Ascomycota, Eurotiomycetes, Onygenales, Arthrodermataceae.
AUGACUGAAGCCGUUAAACGCACCGUCACCAUUGCUAUCCGUCGACCAAGCACAACUCCAGCUGUCUUUGUGGCCGCCUGCUUUACCGAACCGGCAUGGGAGCCUGUGGAGCUCACACCUCAGCUUCUAAGUUCGAAAGAUGCACCAACUACCGAAGACAGCUCUACGCAGGUCGAGGAGUACGAGUUUUCAAAGGAAUUUGAGCUACCAGAGGGCAAAUACCAGUAUAAAUUCCGUCUGGGUACGGAUGAAGAUUCAUGGUUCUGUGACAACGACGUUGAGACAGUGGUCAAUGAUGAUGGAAUUUGCAAUAAUGUCCUUGUCGUAAACGAUACCUCCUCCACCUCUACAACCGAAGGCUCCCAACAAACCAACGGUACACCCAAUGGCACCAAAUUGAAGGAAUCAGUCAAAGAAGAAGAUGAUACCGAAGAAAAGGCUAAAACCAUGGAAGACAUACCGGUAGACGCCGCUGUUGUUGACAAGUCUGACAAGGAAGUUCCCGUUAAUGUGGUAGGAGAGACUGCUACAGAAGUGGAGAAAAAGCCGGACAACCAGGUGGACUCCGUUCGAGCUCCCGAAGCCUCAGCUUCAAAAGACAACGUCUCUGAGGAGAAGAGUGACGAAAAAUUGUCCAAGAAGGAAGAUAUUGUCCUGGAUAGCGAAAAAACUGUGGCUGUCGAUAACACCGAAAUGGAGCAGGAACAAUCUUCGUCUGAUAAGCUUGAAAAUACGGUGCCGGAGCCUACAAGCAAGGAACUCCCAGAAGAGUCCAAGAAAUCAGAAUCUCGAGCAGAAGAUUCUCAGAAUAGCCUAGAAGCGAAGAAGGAACUCUUUGAGAAAGUCGAUGCAGUCGAAGCGACCGACCCAGCUGAGACUAGCAAGGAAGAAUCCAAUGACAAAGUUCAAACACUUCUUGUCACUGAGUCCCGAACAGCGGCCGAGGAGCCUAAGAAAAAUAUCACUGGAGACCUCAAAACUACUCCAGCCGAGCCGGCAAACGAUGUUCUCGAGGCUGAAGCUGCGCCCGAGGCUCCGGCUAUUAAGCCUACCAAGGACUCGACUAAAGAGGACGAUGUGCCAGAGAUCACCAAGGAAGACGCUGUCCCUGCCCAUGCUGAAGAGUUGACCGUUGAGAAGGCAAAUGGUUCAUCUGAAGAGACUUCCAAUCCCGAGGCCUCUAUGACAGUUGAGGAACCAACCGUCAUUGAACCAGAGGCAGUCUCUGAAGAAAAAAACAAGGAAGAACCAGCGACUGAGCUAGAGAAAACUCCAGUAAAGGCCGAACAGAUUGCUGAAUCUACUUCUAUACCUGCAGUUGUAAAGGAAGCACCAUCCCCGGAAGCUAUAAAGGAAGAUCCCCUGGCUACCAAAGAAGAACCGGUUUCUAUUAAACCAGAGAACGCGGAAUUACCUCAGGAGGAAAUGGUUUCAGAUAAGGACGCAGAUCCUGUUGCCACAGAAGACAAAAUCAAGGAAGCAUCGGCAGCUGAGUCUGAACCAGUUCCAGAUGCUGUAAAAGCUGGUCCUGAAGUAGCCGCUGUACGCGAGGCAGAGGCUUCCGCGGAAGAACCCAAGGAGCCCAUAGUCCCCAAGGAUAUCGCUAGUAAAGAGAUUGCUCCCGAUGACGCUCCUAGAUCGGGCUCCGAGAAGCCCACGGUGGCUAAUGAAGAACCAGAGAAGAGCUUCAACGAACCGGAGGCUACUCCUGAAGAGCCAAAAGAAAGUGCACCGGAGUCAGAACCAGCAUUAACCGACUCAAAGCGUGACACAGACGCAACCGAAAACUCGACAGUUGAUGGACUUGAGACACAAGGGGAUCCUGUAGAUACUGAAGCUGAGGUGAAGCCUGCUGCAGCCGACAAAGUUGUCUCCGCUGAAGAGAGUGAAGUUCUUUCAUCAAAGGAGCCGAAGCCGGUCAUUGAGGAGCCGGAAGACGAGACCGAGGCGUCGAAAGAAGUCUCUACCGAAAAAGAUGAUGGAACUACUGAAAUUGGAAAGAAAGAAGAGGCCGCCCUAUCAGUCCCAAUGCCCGAGGAAGCCAAGGAUGAAGCUGUUGAAGAGAAACCAGAGCCUGUUCCAGCACCCGUAGCUACCACUGAGGCCGAAGAUGUUCCUGAGGUGGUUGACGAACCCAGUAAGGACGUGGAUACCGCUAACGAAGGGCCAGAUAAGGAUGCCUCUCAGCCAGUUGAAGCUUUGAAGUCAACGGAGGACGAUGCCCUAGUAACGAAGGAGGCACAGACCAUAACGGAAGAUAAGCCGGUGGAGGAAUCGGCUCCGGAGGUAAUCAAGGACGAGAUCAAAGAGGAGUCAGAAGAACCUGUCCCAGGACCAAACGCUGAAAUUGCCGUUGCGGCUGAUGAAGCCUCAGUAAACGAACAUCAACAUGACGCGUCUAUCGCGGAAGUCAAGGAGUUGCCUGCCGAUGAUCCUGCGCUAGCUGAUUGCAACGUUCCGGCGGUCGAGGAUGAGGCUGUUGUCUCAGAAAGCAAGGAUAACUCUGAACCUGAAGUCAAUCGGGAUUCGCAACCCGCACAAAAGAAGGAAGAAACUGAAGACAAGGCCGAUCCUGCUCCCGGUGCUCAGCCUGCUGUGGAAGAAGAUUCAGUCAAAGAGGUCCCUUCUAAGACAGAAAAUGAGACUAAAGAGGGCUCUGAGGUACCCCUUAUUGCUAACAUCGCAGGCGUUGAAGCACUUCAGAACGUCAAAUCUCAAGCUAAUCCAGAGCUCUCAGAAGAGGAAGCAGGUCAGGUGGCUCAGAGUAGUACUCCCGCUCUAGAGUCCCAAGUUGAAGGUGAGACCAAAGCCCCUGAAUUGAAGGGGCCUGCUAUUGAGGAGCUAGCAUCCGUUGCCGAAGAACCUGCAGCAGGUAUCCAAAAGGAUUCUGAGAGUGGUGACUCUAAGGAGGAGGAGGAUACAACUGCCCCAGGAAAGGAAGUUGAAGCUGCUGGCGAACAAAUAGAAAAGCCGGAAGAACAAAAGCUUGCUGAGCCGGAGGCUACCGGAGAUGAUGCGCCAGUUCCUGCUGCCAAGGAAACCGAUCUUCCCAGCGAAUCCAUGAAGGAUGAAGUGGCUGCUACUACUGAAUUAUCGACGAGUCAAGUAGCGGACGAGCCUUCUGAUAAACCGGCUCCCGUAGCUUCGGAAGGGCCUGGAGAACCUGAUGUUAGCCAGGGACCUAAGGAAGUUCAUAUUGAAACCGCCGUUGUCGAUGAUGCUAGCAAGAAAGCCAACGCCCAAUUCCAAGUCGGAGAUGCUGCUGUAGAUGCGCCAAUUGAUGUGCCUGAAGAGCCAAAGCAAGACGCAGAAGCUGUUGUCAAUGUGGAAGAGACCCCCAAGGAUGUUCAGAAUGAUGUCAUUGCAGCUGGGGAAGAAGUUAAACCCGAAGCGGAAAAGAGUUUGGACCAUGUUGCCAAGGUCGAUGAUAAGCAACCCGAAGAAGCCGUCGAAGAGGCGUCAGUUGCUGUGGAAGAGGCAGUUAAAGCUGAAUCUGCACCGGAGACUCAGGAUGCUGUUACCGUUACAGCAGACCCGGUUGCGGACGAGACUCCUGCACUGGAAGCUGAGGCUCCUGAAGAGGAAGCUCCCAAGUCUGACACCGCUGAUGUGACCACCAUCGAAGCAAAGGAAGUGUUACCAGAGGCUGCUGAGACUACUGUUGUUUCACAGGACACUGAAAAGGAGGAUAUCACAGUUGAAGCAGAGAAGCCUGAAAUUCCUACUUCAGAGGCUGUAACAACCCCCACUGCCUCACCAGAGGCUUUAAAGGACACCGAAGAGACUCCCGAUAAUUCCGUCAAGUCCGCUGCAACCGAGGCCGUCACACAUGAUGAUGAUGAAAAUACAACUGUUCCUGAAAACGUACCUGAGCCUACUGGCAGUGCGUCAGAAGUGACAACCGACAAGCCGGCAGAAUCAUUUGCUGAUAAUGAACCUGAAGUGCCUACCAGCAAGGAUGAGGUCACUAAAGAAGCAAUCUUAAACGAACAGCUUGCUAGUAGCACAUCCCCGGAAUGUAAGAGUGAUGCUAAAGCAGACUUACCCAAUGUCUCAGCAGACUCUAUUCAAGAGGCUGGCUUACAACGGAAGCUUCAAUCAAGUGAAGCCAAAGCUGAUUUUGUAACGGAUCAUACCAAGGCCGAGGAGGAUCAGCCAAAAGAAUCUACUAUCAGCAUGGCCGAAGGACAGGAAGAUGCUCACAAAACUAAUGGUGCUACAAUAGCUGCUGCUCUCGGAGCAGCUGCUGUGAUUCCUGGGGCCGCUUUCUUGGCAAAGAAAGCCUUUGAAUCUGGGGAAACUACUGAUAAGAAGACUGCCGCUGGUGAUACUCCUGGGGCUACGGAAUCGCUUAUCAGUAAGAGAGGUGUUGAUGAUUCUGAACAUAUCAAUAACGUUAUGGUCAAGGAAGAUUCAAAGGUUGGUGCAAAUGACAAGUCCUCCAAUCAUACUAAAAAUGGUCCUAUGCAAGAAGAACCUGCUUCCGCCGAAUCUACCUCGAAAGCCCAUGCGACAGAAGAAAAUGAUAAGGGCACUACCGUAGAAAAUACAUCGCUUCCUGAGCAAGUUAAGGAAUCUCCUGCUGGGAAGGAUGAUGCACAAGAGGCUGUCAAUGGCAAAGUCAUUGCCGAGGAGGAAUCCAAGAGGGCUACCCCCAAGGCAUCCGCAUCUGCUGAUAUUGAGUCAAGCUCCUGCGCUGCUACUGCCGAUGCCAACCCUUCCACUGCAGCCACGACUAAUGGAACCAAGACCAACGGCACGAAAACUGAUGAAGUCUCUGAAGAGACUCGUCCUCCAACCGGCAACAAAUCCAUCACUUCACUAACAACUCAGCGCAGAGAUAACUUCCUCAAGUAUAUAUGGCGCGCUAUCUUCGUCAACUUUUUUGGAAGCCUCUUUGGAUUCCGCCGUCGCGACACCACCGCUUAA